Messenger RNA from Columba livia (rock pigeon), 3120 nucleotides. It is a transcript of the gene MRS2, whose product is annotated as magnesium transporter MRS2. The record is from RefSeq and is a predicted model, not a curated record. Gene Ontology annotation, cellular component: mitochondrial inner membrane. The coding region runs from base 47 to 1387 and encodes 446 amino acids. NCBI's taxonomy places the organism in Eukaryota, Metazoa, Chordata, Aves, Columbiformes, Columbidae. Gene Ontology annotation, molecular function: magnesium ion transmembrane transporter activity. Gene Ontology annotation, biological process: mitochondrial magnesium ion transmembrane transport. The transcript is spliced from 11 exons.
CGCACGGGGCCGGGCUGAGCGGUGCGGGCCCACGCUGUGUGCGCCCAUGCUGUGUGCCGGGCUGCUCCCGCGCGCCCUGGGCCGCCGCCGCGGGGCCGCGCGGGGCUGCUGCUGCGCGCUCCGCGGCUGGGCGGGCGCGGCGAGCGGCGGGUCCCGCCUGCGGGCCGCCCCGGGGCAGCCGCCAGGCCAGGGCCGGCCCGCGGGGGUGGCCGUGCCACCGUGCGCCCGGGGGCUGCGCUGGGCGGGUCAGCUGUAUCAACGUGCCACAACAGAGGCCUCCCAAGCCACCCUGGCUAGUGUGUCUCCUGUUUUUGCAGUGAUGAAGCUUGACAAAGAGGGAAAUACUACCUAUUUUGAAAAGAAGAAAACAGAAUUGUACCAGGAAUUGGGUCUUCAAGCUCGAGAUCUGAGAUUUCAACACCUAAUGAGCAUUGCGACUAGGAACAACAGAAUCAUUGUGAGAAUGGAGUUCUUGAAGGCUGUCAUAACACCAGAGUUUCUUCUGAUACUAGAUUAUCGUAAUUUAAAUCUGGAACACUGGGUCUUCAAUGAACUAACGUCUCAGCUGGCUGGGGAAGGUCAACUAGUUACGUAUUCCCUGCCCUUUGAAUUCCGAGCCAUAGAAGCAAUCCUGCAGUACUGGAUCAGCAAACUGCAGGGGAGACUUAACACCUUGCAGCCUCAGAUCCUUGAGACACUGGAAGCUCUAGUGGACCCCAAGCUUUUGUCUGUGGAUAGGACUAAACUACACAUUCUCCUGCAAAAUGGCAAGAGCUUGUCAGAACUGGAAACAGAUCUUAAAGUUUUCAAAGAAACAAUUCUGGAGAUCUUAGAUGAAGAAGAACUAAUAGAAGAGCUCUGUCUGUCUAAAUGGACUGAUCCACAAGUAUUUGAGGAGAGUACAUCUGGGAUUGACCAUGCAGAGGAAAUGGAGCUGCUGCUGGAGAAUUAUUACAGACAAGCAGAAGAUCUUGUAAAUGAAGCUCGUGAACUCAGAGUACUGAUUGACGACUCGGAAAGCAUAAUCUUUAUCAACCUGGACAGCCACCGUAAUGUGAUGAUGAGACUGAACUUGCAGCUGACUAUGGGGACUUUCUCUCUGUCUCUGUUUGGACUCAUAGGAGUUGCAUUUGGUAUGAACUUGGAGUCCUCUCUUGAAGAGGACCCCAGAAUAUUUUGGCUGGUGACGGGGAUUAUGUUUCUGGGAAGUGGUCUGAUAUGGCGACGCUUGCUUUCCUUCCUUGGGCGGCACCUAGAACCUCCACUACCUCCUCACGUUCCUGCAGUGUUGAAAAAAUCCCAACCAGCAGCUGGAAGAGUGGAGAUAAAGAGCAACCUUAAAGCAGAAACAUUUGGGCUGAGCAGAAGCACAUUAACAAACCAAUAGGAACAGCAGGAAUGAAGAGACUUUUACAUGGUGGACUUUGGACACUCUCCUUGGAUUUGUUCUUCCUUAUUGAAAACUGCAAGAAUUUUUAAACUUGCUAAUUUAAUAUUUAUUUUGUGCCAAAAACCUAUGGUAAGAUUUUAAUGCUCACACAAGGAGAAAAACCCAAGGUAAAUCAGCAACAUGGUUUCCAUAGCAGUUUCACCUCUACCCCAUGUAUGUUCCAUUAGUUUUCUGUAUCAUAUACAUGGCCUUACUUUUUCGGGCAUUCUCAGUUCAAGUGUUUGUGUCAAGUAUGUCUUCACGUAAUGGCCUUUCUUUAAAGAGAACAGUAUUUUCAGCUUAAAAGAUGACAGAAGUCAGCAUUCAUCAAUGGUUCUGAGCCAGGAAUCUGACUUCUAAUGUCAAAAGAAAAAUCCACCCUAGAUUUGGCCUUUUUUAAUUAUUUUUUUUAAGCAAAGUUUAAGAAAAUUUUAAGAAACUUUUUUUCCAAAGCAAAAAUCAUACCUAACAUCUCUUGUGAAGCAUCACCUCUAAAUUGGCAGUAACCAGAAAUAACAGUUUCCCUUAUUUUAGGUGAGCAAUAACAGGCUUUGAAAUGUAGCUACUUAUCUUGGGUGUUCCAUAACAAUUAACUUAGGCCCAAAAUGUUUACAGUUUUAGUAACAGGAAAAGCAAGCCUUUGGAUAAUGUACACUUGUGUUGCCAUCUGCUGCUGUUUCAACAGGCAUUGCUACAGCUGCAGUUUAACAAUUAGUUGUCGUAAGGACUGAUUCAAAUGCUGGUAAAAAUCAACAGACCAGUUGUGUUCCUCUUAAGCUGGGCUUUGCUUUCUCUCAUUUCUCCAGGAAGACAAGACAAAGCAUGGACUAGUGUGCAUCACAGCAUGUAGCUGGAUUAGUCAAGGGUGUGGAAACCUGCUGUCCUGUGAUGGACUGAAGGAAGGAGUAAAAUUCUUAUGCUCACUAUUUGUAUUUUUUUCUUAGGACUUACAUAUGAACUCUUGAGGGUGUCAUUCUCCACUGAUUUAUCUCAGUCUGUAGAGAGAGCAUGAAAUCCUUCUAAAUCAGGUCACAAACUCUCAUUUGAGAUUUUUUUAACCUCCCUGUAGCCUACAGUGAUUUAUCCCCAUAGGUGCCACCAGAUAAAUCACUGUACUGGCAGGACUUGAAAAGAUAAUAACCGUAGCUGUGAACAUUUUUACUCAGGACUAACGAGUGAAAAAUGGAAAUAAAAAGGUACAUACAUUAAAAUAAUGCAGGUCUGUGAUCCUAGUUUGGUUAAAAUCAGGUGUGUGUAAUUAUUUUCAAACAGUUGUUCUUGCUUUUUAUGUGACUUCAACUAAAGAUAGAAAAGGCAUGAGAAGGUGAGAAAAUCAAUGGGGUUUGUAAUGUUUUGAGUUUUUUAGCUGAUUUUUUUGCAGCCUUUUUGCUUAGCAGGUGGAGAUGUAAAAACUCUAACCUGAGCAAUCCAGUGGAAAAAACACUGGCUCUCAUGCCUUGGCUGGUAAACCCCAGGAAAGCCCACUGUGUGAAGGGAUAGGGAUGCUGAUGUUUUCAACCAAGUUGUAGUUGCAUUAGGCCAGGACUAAGAAGUGUUAGUGCAGCUGUUUGGGAAGCUUUAACAUAAGCUUUCCAAGCUCUGUCUUUUGUGCAGAGAGGCUUCUGUGAACUGUAUUCACUUCUUUUUCUGUAUAUAACUGACUUACAGCACAAUAAAAGCACUGAGAGACA